AUGGCUGAUAUUACCAGUGUUUACAGGUGUUACAAAUGGAUUAGCAGUCUUCAAGAUCAUCCAGAUGGCAAAUAUUUGAAGAAUAUAAGUCCACCACAAUUGAAUAAAACCUACAGGAUCUGCAGCUCUCAUUUUUCUUUGAAAAACUACCAAGGAAAUAAACUAUUAAAGGUUGCCAUCCCAGAUCAAAAUAUGUGUGAAGAAGCAUCAGGAAGCUGCACAAUGGGAAAUGAUUCUGGGAGUGAUGGCAACAGCUCAUGGAACACAUUUUACUUUGGAAUACCAUCAGACUUACCAGGCCACUCAUCAGAAGAGGAAAUAAGUGUAACAUCAAACAAUUAUGAAAAGGUUCAACAUCUAUACCUCCUUGUCCAGAAUUCAGACCCUGAUGGAAAUCCUGACCUCCAAACAAAUUCGAGAAAGAGGAAAGGUAAAACUUCAUCAAAAUUUCUUCACGGGUAUAGAACAAGAGUGAAAAGACUUCUCAGGAAAGUAGAUGUGUUAAAGCAAGGUGCACUUUUCAACAAAAAACAAUGUUUUACCAUCAGAGAUUAUCGAUAUGGCAUCAAAAGUAAUGUUUUGCAGUCAUUUAGAAAUGGUCUGUCAGACGUGAGAGUCCUCAGUAUAGUUUUGUGUAAGGAAGUACAAAAAGAUAUUAGAGAUAUUUACAACAAAAUGAAAUUGUAG
Molecule: messenger RNA, 687 nt
Organism: Penaeus vannamei (Pacific white shrimp)
Lineage: Eukaryota; Metazoa; Arthropoda; Malacostraca; Decapoda; Penaeidae
Source: RefSeq, a predicted model, not a curated record